UUAUUAGCUUUUCUCUGUAUUUCUUCAGCCCCAAAAAUGGCUGCUUCACUUCCUAGAGCAGCCUUCUCUUUACUCUCUUUGCUUAAUUCAACCAUAAAUAAACCUUCCUUAUCACCAUUUUCAUCUCCAACACCUUCUUUCUUCACAAUCAAACCUAAGGUUACUAAUUUUUCUAGGUUUAUAUCAUCAUCAAUGGCUUCAGAUUCAAAGGAUUCGCCUUCUAAUAAUCCAGGUCUUCAUGCUACCCCUGAUGAAGCAACUAAAGAUUACUUUUUGCAACAAACAAUGUUUAGAAUUAAGGAUCCCAAAGUGAGUCUUGAGUUCUACUCCAAAGUGUUGGGCAUGUCCUUGCUCAAGAGAUUGGAUUUCCCUGAGAUGAAGUUCAGCUUAUACUUCAUGGGGUAUGAGGAUACAACCUUAGCACCCAGUGAUCCAGUUGAACGUACUGCUUGGACCUUUAGUCAGAAAGCUACAUUAGAGCUUACACACAACUGGGGUACUGAGAGUGACCCUAAUUUUACAGGUUACCACAAUGGAAAUUCGGAACCACGUGGCUUUGGACACAUAGGUGUUACUGUUGAUGAUGUCUACAAGGCUUGCGAGAGAUUUGAAAGUCUGGGAGUGGAGUUUGUAAAGAAACCUCUUGACGGAAAAAUGAAAGGUAUUGCAUUUAUUAAAGAUCCUGAUGGCUAUUGGAUCGAGAUCUUUGACACAAAACUUAUCAAAGACGCUGCUGGUUCUGCUUCUUAGUUCAGGAGCGCUUGAGGCUUCAGUCACGAGUCUUGAUCAACUCAGAGAUCGAUUGAAGAGAGUUUUUUCCAGAAAUGAACAUUUUCGUGUUGUGUUUAAUCUGCUAGUGAAUGAAUUUUGUGCCAUGUUUUGGGCAAAAAAGCUUUUUACCUCUGUAAUGUAAACAAAACAGAUGUAUACUGUAUUUCAAAAUAAUAGAUUUGAUGUAAGUUAAACAAAAAUUCAAUAAGAAAAACUUCAAUUAUUGAA
Molecule: messenger RNA, 999 nt
Organism: Solanum stenotomum
Lineage: Eukaryota; Viridiplantae; Streptophyta; Magnoliopsida; Solanales; Solanaceae
Product: lactoylglutathione lyase
Exons: 9
Coding region: 37-750 (237 amino acids)
Molecular function (GO): lactoylglutathione lyase activity; metal ion binding
Source: RefSeq, a predicted model, not a curated record